AUGUCCUCAGUCUGGAACCCCGACAAUGUGCGAGACGUGGCCGAAUCAGUAGGCAUUGCCUCACUCGCCGACAACGUCGUCGAAGAGCUAGCCCGUGACGUCGACUUUCGUCUGGCCCAGGUCCUGGAGGAAGCGCUCAAGUUUAUGCGACACGGGAAGCGGACAACACUGAGCACACAGGACAUAUCCAAUGCCCUCAAGGUGCUCAAUGUGGAGCCUCUCUAUGGCUACGAAUCUACCCGGCCGCUGCGCUUCGGCGAGGCUUCACUGGGACCUGGCCAGCCCUUGUACUAUGUCGAGGAUGAGGAGGUCGAUUUCGAAAAGCUCAUCAACGCUCCCCUGCCCAAGGUGCCACGGGAAAUCACCUUCACAGCCCACUGGCUUGCCGUAGAGGGAGUCCAGCCCUCUAUACCCCAGAAUCCCAAUACCAACACUGCCGACUUGUUACCCAAAGGCCCUAACGCAAACCCACAUCUGGCUGCUGCCAACGGGCUCGACAAUGUCAACGUCAAGCCUCUCGUCAAGCAUGUGCUCUCCAAGGAAUCCCAAGAGCUGUUCAACAAACUGUCGGGCGCUCUUGUCGAUGAGACAAAUAUUGAAUGGCAGAAUGCAGCCCUGGCUGCAAUCUCGACAGAGCCCGGUAUCCAUCAGCUGACAACAUAUCUUUUAAGCUUCAUAGCCGAGAAGGUUACACACAAUAUGAAGAACUUGUUCAUACUCAGCCAAAUGAUGCGCGCUUCCGAGGCCUUGUUAAACAACCAGGCCAUCUACCUCGACCCUUAUAUUGCCUACAUGGUCCCACCGAUCCUGACUUGCUGCAUUGGCGGAAAGCUAGGACCAGCAAACCAACCCGCGCCCUCCAAUGCCUCUUCCGAGACUCUGGGCGGGGCGGUACCCGACUACAGCCGCGCUGCUUCUGAUGCCUUUUACUUGCGAACACUUGCAGCACACCUUCUCCGGAAUAUUUGCAGAAAGUACUCGUCAUCAAACCAGGGACUGAAAUCCCGGAUCGCCCGCACGUGUCUAAAGCAAUUCAUGGACCCUGACAAAACAGUGGGUGCGCAUUUUGGCGCUCUACAAGCUCUUCUUCUCGUCCUUGGUCCUUCUGAUGCACUCCGAGGAUUGAUUCUACCCAACAUAAAAAUGUACAGCGAGGAUUUCCUUGCCAAGAAGCUGGCCGAUGAGAGCACGCGCCAUGAUGCGGAGAUACUGCUUGAAGUACUCGUCGGUUCCUUCCCUGCUCUCGUUCCAAAGGCCGUCAGAGAACGAGCCGAAAAGGCAAAGAGAGAGGGAACAUACACAGCGUCCAAUCUCGAAGAUGUGCGAGAAAAGCUGGUAGACAAAGUCGGUGAUCUGGUAGCCGGGCGUCUCAUUAGCAAGAAGAUGGACCUGGAAGCACAGGAGCUACUGAGCAAAGAUUUUGACAUUUGA
Molecule: messenger RNA, 1431 nt
Organism: Bipolaris zeicola 26-R-13
Lineage: Eukaryota; Fungi; Ascomycota; Dothideomycetes; Pleosporales; Pleosporaceae
Exons: 2
Coding region: 1-1431 (476 amino acids)
Biological process (GO): RNA polymerase II preinitiation complex assembly; transcription initiation at RNA polymerase II promoter
Cellular component (GO): transcription factor TFIID complex; SAGA complex; SLIK (SAGA-like) complex
Molecular function (GO): RNA polymerase II general transcription initiation factor activity; transcription coactivator activity; protein heterodimerization activity
Source: RefSeq, a predicted model, not a curated record